AUGUUUGGAGGAAAAUCUGCACUCUCACAACCACCAUCCCCUCUUCAAAAGAAUAAUACACCAACACAAACAUCAUAUGAAAAGAUGAAACAAGAAAGAGAAGAACAAUUAGAGGCAGAGGACUUUGAACAAAGAAGAGAGGAAAUUAAAGAUUCAUUCCAAAAACAAUUUUUCAACAAUUUGGAUCCAAACGAAUUCAAAAAAGCUUGGGAACAAUCAAAGGUUGACGAAACUGCAGAAUAUAAAAAAAUUACAAUGAGACAACAACUUAGGUGGUGGAUAAAGGAUCAUGAUCGUUUCGAUCGUUUCAUUAAACUUCUUAUCAAUCCAACUGCAACAACCGAGGAAAAGGAAUACGCCAAACAACAAAUUGAUGAAAUGAUCAAAUUGUAUGGUGAGGUUAGAACUCGCCAUUCAAACAGAAAGAAAAUUCCUGCUCGUCUCAGUUUGGCAUUAGUAUUGUUUAUUUCUUUAAUAUCUUGGUUUGCUGUCGAAGCUCAACACACAAUGGUUAACAAGGAAAGACAAGAUCAAAUUCUUGGAGAGGUUGUAAAGAGAAGUCAACCUACUGAAGAAAUGAAAAAUGUACCUCAAGUUAACCACAGAGAAAUUCUUCAAGAAAUAGAAAACCAAAAGAGAUUACAAAAAUUAAAAGCUCAACAAAAAGAAUAA
Molecule: messenger RNA, 672 nt
Organism: Naegleria gruberi
Lineage: Eukaryota; Heterolobosea; Eutetramitea; Acrasida; Naegleriidae
Exons: 1
Coding region: 1-672 (223 amino acids)
Source: RefSeq, a predicted model, not a curated record